GUGUUGGGAUAUUCAGGAAAAUAUCCCAAAAAUUAUCCUGUUAAGCCUAGUGCUAUCCUUGGACAUGAAAUAGUAUCAUCUUAUUGGUCAGUAUUUAUUUAACGUGUCAUUUUCCUACUGGCCAUUACUGUACAAUGUUAUCUUCUAUUUUAUGGUACGUUGUGGACUGCUUGAAUGGUAUAUAAACAAGUAUGUUUGAAAUAUAAUGAUUCAUAUAUCCGAGGCUGAAACUUGUGUUCUGGACUCAACUGGCUGGGUUAGGCAGGGAAGCGAGACCAAUCAGAACCCUAGGUCGUUCUACGUGUUUGUGCGUCUUUGGUCCGAUCAAUAAUUCGCUAUCCCUUAAUCCGCAGCAAAUUAUCUUCACAGUUAUAACAAUUGGCGACGGGGUGAAGAAAAGAUACAAUCCAAAGUCAUUCUGUAAUUGGACGAAAUCCUGUCUAAUUAUUCAACCAAUCAGUAUCUAGAUUGUCAUCAGUGUCCUUGAACCACAUUGGUCAUUAGUCACACAGUAAUUUUCAUCACAGGUGCUGAUUCGAAAAAAUGACUCUCCCCUCCGAUCGAUUACAGCUGCUCUUUGAACGACAUUUGGAGUUAUUAGUCAAAUUCCGCACGCAGCUGCUAAAUCACUCAUGCUAUGAAGACGCGACGGAAGUGGAUGGAUUGAUAUCUGAAAUACACAGUGAGCUGGAAAAUGACAGCAGCCUCCAUGAAUCCUCGGUGAACUGUACUUCAAACGGAACAGUCAUCCAUCAUGCCCCCAGUGGUCCAGUACUUUCUAUUCCAGAAACAUGCCCGGUAAUGGAGUCAAACUCCAUCAACCCCGAAACAGCAUGUGCAGACAGUAACAUAUCCAGCUCACGAGAAGAUCUCAUUGUUUUGCCAGAAAAUGUGUUUCACGCAUCAACUAAUAAUCAAGAACCUGGCACAGUUUUGUUGGACGCGGAUUACCAUAAUCAUCCAUUAUCUACUAAUGAUGCUCCUUAUAAAUUUGACAACACUAUCUCAGAAGAUUUGAACUCGGAUGAUUUCGAAUUGAGUGGUGUUUAUCCUCAUUAUCUGGUCGAUUUUACUGGAUUCCCUGUGCAAUGUGUUUUAAAUACAAUCAAAUUAAUUGUAAUUUGGGUUUAUGAAGACCCAACAUUAUUUCGAGGGGGAGGAUAGACG
Molecule: messenger RNA, 1167 nt
Organism: Schistosoma guineensis
Lineage: Eukaryota; Metazoa; Platyhelminthes; Trematoda; Strigeidida; Schistosomatidae
Source: the annotation of a GenBank genome assembly